AUGCCACUGACGCUGUGGUGGCAAGGUCUGACCAUGGAGAUGGAGCUCAAGAACGCCCUCGCAACCUCUUCAGAGGCGUCUCGCCUAAGCAAACACAUCACGUACUCCAUCACCGCGGCGUCACAGGGCAACGUGAUCCUGCCAUCGUCGCCAGCAAACCCAAACUCCUCCCGCGACAUGUGCAGGAGCUCGAUGAACACUGCUGUGCCGAGGUCAAGUGGCCUCAGAACAGCAUCACAAUCUCAAGUUCUCAACUCAGAGCUCUCCACUUCUCCAGUUUCCAGCCAAGAAAGAGAACUAACCAUGAAUAUGAUCAGCACCAAGAGGAUCGCUCAGAUGGCCAAGAAGUGGCAGAGGAUGGCAGUUCUUGGGAGGAAGCGCCUUACCUGGAGGACGGCAGCAAAGGAAGUAGACAAGUGCUGCACUUCUGUGGCGAGCAAGGGGCACUGUGCAGUGUACACGACUGACGGGGCACGGUUUGAGGUGCCAUUGGCGUGCCUCAGGACGACAGUCUUCGCGGAGCUCCUGCAGAUGUCCAAGGAGGAGUUCGGCUUCACGGGCAGCGACGGCAGGAUCACACUGCCCUGUGAUGCCAUGGUCAUGGAGUACGCCUUGUGCUUGCUGAGGAGGGGUGCCUCUGCGGAGCUCGAGAAGGCAUUCCUGAGCACCAUGGCAAUGCCGUGCCACUCUGCAAACCACGUGGCGCCGUAUGUGGCAGCUUGCUGUUAG
Messenger RNA from Miscanthus lutarioriparius, 729 nucleotides. NCBI's taxonomy places the organism in Eukaryota, Viridiplantae, Streptophyta, Magnoliopsida, Poales, Poaceae. The record is from the annotation of a GenBank genome assembly.